CUCGCACAUUAAACCAGAAAACCAGGGGACCAGGGGAAUAUGGUCCAUUCGGGGGCAACCACUGACUGUUCCGGCCAGACAAACCCCCGCCCGCAAUCGCCGCUUCCAAUGGAGCAACUGCAGCCGGGUGACGUGUGCCUAGAGUGCCAAGAUCUGGGCAAAAAUCACAAGCUGCGCUACUUCUAUAUUAGUCUUGGGGAGCAGAUCCUGAAGUGCGAGUCCAGGAGCUGCCUGUGGCCCCACAACGACGAGGUCUCCUCGGAUGAGGAGCCGGAACUGGAUGCUCCCGUUCCUCUUGAAUCGGUCAGCCCGCUUGCAUCUCCGGUCGACUCUACUAAUCUGCCUUCGACGGAAAGUGCUCUAUGCUCGGAGCAUUCUCCGGAUGACGACGACGAUUUUAUACUAGAACUGUUGCAGCAACUGAAUCCAGCCACAGAAACGAAAUCUUCUGAAGCUGAACCAAUUAUGAAUCUCAGUUCCAUGCCCGAUCUUAGCUCUCUAGAGGCUGUGGAAGAAAAGCCAUGUCCUGCACUCGGGCUACCGGAUUUGAGCUUCCUAGAGGAAAACAAUGCCAAACAAAACGAAUCAGCAGUAAAAGUCAUACGGGAGGAACCUCUCCCACCCAAACUAAAGACUCCUCCCAAGCUAAAACCCGCACAAUCUCAUAGCCUUAAAGUUAAGCAGGAAGUGGCUGCUCCAAACAAAAGCUUUGCGGGGCCUAGCUGGCAGGAAAAAAUGGAGAUUCCCCUACUGCCCGCUAGUUUAAAGACGACUGCUAGUAUUAAAACCAAGGGAGGUCCCUUCAGCACGCCGCUCAAGAAAGCAUCCACUCAGCCACAAACACCACCACAGUCGCCGCCGCCGGCAGUCAAUAUUGUUAUCAGCAUUCCCGAGCUGAAUCCGGCCAUGCCCUUCCUCGACGCCAUAAAGCGACAUUCCACGGAGCCAAAACCCUCCGCUCGUGGCGGAACAAAACGCCCCAAGCAGCAGGCCAGAGGAACCACCGGCAGAGGAAUUCGCGCACAGGCAGUGAGACACUUGAUCGAGCACCUGGAAACCACCAAGGAUGCGAAGCUCUCGUCACCUUGGUCAUAACCAGCUGGAAUUUUAAUCAACUUCAGUAUUUAAAAUAAAUUUGCAUAUGAAAUUAUGCAUGCAAGCACCGGACAAAAAUUCAAGUUCGUUUAUUUAUAAACAAUUCCGCUGUUUUUUUUUUUUUGGCAACGCAAGUGGAGGAUUAUUAAUACGCGGCACGCGUCUAGAGCAUGUUUAAUUGGACAGAGAUAGCGCUGAAGAGCAAAGAGAGGCCAUCCAAUCAGUAGAAGUGAACUUUGGAAAGGAGGUCGCGGAAACUGCGUCAUGCACCGAUCCACUUGGAGCCGGGAUUGAAUGUGAAACUGCAUUUAACUGAUAAGACAAAUAGACGUCACCAGGGCUGUAGUACAACGAAAAUGAUAGCAGGUGGAUUUAUCAACAGGCAUUACAUCGCACCCAUUAAUCAGUUCAAUGAACGUGGGAACAUGUGGGGUAAUAGCUUGCGUGUGGCCGGAGCACUUGAACCGGGUUGCCAACGGUCGGCGUGAAAUGUUUCUGCUGCGCAGUUUGCAUAUGUGGGCGGGGGGCCGUCGGGCAGUGGGCCAAGUUUAUUGUUUGUUUGCCUAUCU
Molecule: messenger RNA, 1664 nt
Organism: Drosophila biarmipes
Lineage: Eukaryota; Metazoa; Arthropoda; Insecta; Diptera; Drosophilidae
Exons: 1
Coding region: 40-1095 (351 amino acids)
Source: RefSeq, a predicted model, not a curated record